This is a messenger RNA of Porites evermanni, 4166 nucleotides long. NCBI's taxonomy places the organism in Eukaryota, Metazoa, Cnidaria, Anthozoa, Scleractinia, Poritidae. The record is from the annotation of a GenBank genome assembly.
UUAAGGAAUUCAAGGCUACAGGUCUGUGAAGAUACUUAGGAGGCCGUCAGAAAAACAUCACGCAGAUUAGUUCACAGCGAGGUUCGUAUAAAUAUUCCGGAUCGUUGAUACAUAUCGUGUCAUUCGCGGGUUUGAUUUCAUUCAGAUGUGAAACGCUUUUUAAAAAGAAACAUAUCCCUAUUGCUAUUUUUAUUUAUCAAUAUCAACCGCAACAAUACCAGAGAAUCCAGAGUGCUUUACACGAGAAUAUUCCUCAUUUUUGUUUUUAGAUAGAUCCUGGUAAGAUCCAUCGAGGAAUUCAGUCUUCAUAAAAGCAGAGGGCAAGGACGAUCUACGAGAAAAAUUUGUGGCGGGUUUAUCCAUUUGGCAGAGGCGAAUCCAGCAGAGAGCCGCGAACAUUGAAAAUGUUUUCAUGUGAUUAACGCCUUGCUGUUUCUCGAAAGGUCACGUUAACAGCCAGUCUAAUAUAUCGACACACGACAUCCACCAUUAGGAGCGAUCAGCUUUCGUAUUUAGAAUUUAUAAAAGAUAUUGCCUCUAUAGCAAAACGAGGCUUAUUGACGGAUUAUCGUGACUGGCGACAAUAUAUUCUCAUAUUGGACCAGCAUCCGGUUAGUGUCUCGCAAAGAUCAAACUUGUGUAUGUAUUUAUAGCCGCACGCAUCGAAAACCAGUGACAAAAGGAUCGAUCCUGCUUUGAACACGGAAGGAGUCAGCAAUGGGGUUCGACAUCGAAAGAUUCUCAGGGAAAGUAAACGAGGGCCUCUUAUGUUCGAUUUGCCGGGAUGUAUUGGAAGAUCCAAUGCAAGCGCCUUGCGAACACGCUUUCUGUUCGUCUUGUAUCCACGCUUGGCUCACGCAUUACAACACCUGCCCGGAAGAUCGAUUACCACUGUGGCCGAGCGACUUGAAGCCCAUUUUCAGAUACAUGAAAAACGACUUAGACGCGUUAAAAAUACGCUGCGACAAUGAGUCUCGUGGUUGCAAGUCGCUGGUGCGACUGGACGCGCUCAAAACGCAUUUAAAGGAGGACUGCGGUUUCGUGUUGGUUUCGUGUUCAAACGAAGGAUGCCAAGAACAAUUCACCAGACGUGAGCUAGAAGCGCAUUCAAAAACAUGCAAAUUCCAAACUGCCGAGUGUGCUAAAGGCUGUGGGUUGAAAGUGAGCAAGAACGAGGAAUCGGUGCAUAAUUGUAUAGCAGAGCUGCGCAAAGCACUGCGUAAAAAUCAACAAGAAAACGAAGCAAAAAUCCGGGAGCUAAAACAGGAAAUGGAAUCUCGACUAGAUUCGCACCGAGUUCACAUGGUCUACAAGGAAGCAACUUUGCAAAAUCAAAUCGAGGAUUUGAACUCGCAGGUGGCCGAGCUGCUCCGUGAAACAAAAUCUCUUAAAGCGCAAAAAAGAGAAGAAUUGCAGAGCGAUGAUCCAGAAAGGAAGGAGAUCCUUGAAUGGUUGAGAAGCUUAAAAUACCAAGAUGAGAUCGCUGAGAGGUACUGUAGCAACUGCAACAAGCGAUACUUGUACGUGAGGAAAGAUACACUUCACUGUUUAAACGACAAGGUAAAGUACUUUCGAAGUUUUUUUAAUUUAUUUCACCGGAAUGCUAAGCUAGCACCACCGAGAAACUAGACUGCACCAAAAGAUUAAAAAAAUAACAAUAUUUUAAUACUGUUCACAUGAUCUUGUCUACCAUUUGUUUCAGUCGGUUUGAAAACGUACAAUUAACUGCUAACAUAAAGAUCAAUUAUUCAAUGUGCUAGAUUCAAACAUUUAAUAGGGAGCUUCAAUAGCAGGUUUUAAUAGGUAAGGACAUUUUUGAGCAGCGCACGUCAACCUGAAGUGGACUUUCUGCAUUCUUUUUAAGCAGUAGCUGUGCGCAAAUUUUCGGGAAAAUUGUCUCUGCAAGAGUAUAAAACUUCGCAAUACAAAUUUGACAGCGUCAAGGCAUAUUGGAAGGGCAAAAGCCUCAUUUCUGGUUGACGUGCGAAACGCCUUUGUUCAAACUCCUUGCUUUGCGUGAAGUUGGUUGGCAGCGCAGAAUCUCUUCGCUUUUGUUUUGAACUUUCACUUCCGGUUUCAUGACGCUACCUUUUCGUCGUCCUGAUCAACUGUUAGUGAUACUUUAUGAUUGUGAUGCCCCUGUGUGGUCACGCGUGAAAAAGCGUGAUUCAGACAGCCUGAUCUCAGGUUCACGACAUCAAAAACACACUUCUAAAAAUCCGCUCUCCACAAAAUGCAGAUUAUUUCGUCGUUUCAAGGCAAGACGUCGUAGAGUUUGAGUGGGAUCAUAGCAUUUAAAUGCCUUUGCCCCGAUUAUAAAUUCUUGUGAAAAAGAUUGCGUGCCACAAAUGUUUUCGUGCCGAAUUAGCUUUUUAUUCAAAAGACCGUCCAACCUCUCUUUGUUUAGUUCAAGAUAAGGUUUAAUAGACGCAAUUACGAUCAAUUAGCGCAAUCUCCAAUAAACGAAAGGGAACUUGUGAUAAAACGCUAGCGAUAAAAAUAGUCCUUAAGCUGAUGAAUUCCAUGCAAUUCUUUAAUUAGAGACUCAUAAAACCAAUAGCCUUCAAGGGUACAAAACUGAAACGACGACAGAACAGUCUCACGACAUUACCUGACUUCAAAAUUCUCCACAUGGUGACUUGCUGGAUGGAACAAAUAGAAGGAAAAUUUACAGUCAAGAGGCAGAGGCGUAGCCAGCUUUUCUACUAGUUGUAGGCCUGGCUGACUUUCAUUUCCACAUAUCCCAAAAAUUGCACGCAUGACUAGUACGCACUGACCUCACCAACACUUUGAACUCUUAUACUUUUUAGCUCACCCCAACAACGCAUAAUUUAUUACAAGCGAUAGAGUGAUCAAACCGAACAUUUGCGGGCCCGGGCCUACAGGUCUAUAGGCUGGCUACGCCCCUAAAAGGUGCGAAAAAGGCAACGGUUAUCACACGAUAUAGCCCUACCCCCUCCUACUAUAGCACACAAAGGAGAAAUAAUUUGAAGAACUUUUCUGUGAUGGAUGAUUAAAGCACCAAAGUCUAACCAGACACUUUUCCAGGAGUAUAUUGUGAGAAGUAUCUUUUUAGUCGGUCGAGUCGGAACUUUGCAGAACAGGAGAGCUAAUAAACAAACUCUAAUAACAUGGUCGCUAGCGCGACUUUCUUGGGGGACUGCUGUUAGCCUGUACACAGACGUUGUUUUCUUUUCUUUUCCCUUGCGCUUGCAGUGAAUCAUGGAUAAUACAAAGACCCCAUAAAUAAAUGAAUUCCCCCGCUGUUUUUAUUUUAUACGUGCGCGCUCGACGAUCUUUAAAGAGAAAAUAGAGGGUCUCUGAACGGGCUAGACUUCUGGCAGACUAUAAUAAAUAGUAAUAAUAAUAAUAAUAAACUUUUAUUUAUAUAGCGUUAGCUAUUUCCAAACUCUCAAUAGGGCUUUACAUAAUUCAUAAGAAAGAAAAAUAAUGAAUUAAAAACUUACAUCGAACGAUAAUACAAAGAGUACCCGACAAGUUACUUAAAAACUCUAAGCUGCUAAACACUAAACACGAAAUCCCUGAAAAUUAAAGCGGUAACAUCUAAAAGAUGUAUGGUUAGAUAUUUUAAAUAUUACACUGGCUAAAAAACCUAGUUCCCGAAAAGGUAAGUCUUAAUGUUGGCUUUAAACUCUGAUAAUGAUAUACUCUAGAAGUGUGUUCCAUCAUUGAGGUGCUACCAAAGAGAGAGACCUUUGGCCGUAGGUAACUAAAUUAACUGAUGGUCCUUCAAGUAGGUUCCGUGUUGAGGAUCGCAAGGUCCUAGUUGGUACGUAUGGCUUUAGCAAAUCUUUAAUGUAGGCAGGUGCUAAUCCGUUGAGUGCUUUAUAGGUUGUUAGUAAUAAUUUAGAAAUAAUACGCUAUCAGACUAACUCGGCAGGAAACGAAAUUCUUAAAGCCAGUUUUUUUUUCCUUUUGUGCAGGUGAAUCUAAGCUGUUCAUCUCCGACGGAAGAAGACGCAAUUCUCAGUCACAUGCGAGGAUUCCGCGCAACCAAACCCCGGAGCUGGUGCCCAAGUCCCGUGGGAACAAGUGAAGGUUCGCCUCUGCCUCGUUCUCAAAGCGAGGAGUCCUCGCUGAACAGAGCCGUGUUAGAGUCAUGGCGACGAACUCCUGAUGUGUCGACAUCGCCUUGUUCAAAUUGA